Messenger RNA from Beauveria bassiana ARSEF 2860, 4776 nucleotides. Its product is annotated as zinc finger protein. NCBI's taxonomy places the organism in Eukaryota, Fungi, Ascomycota, Sordariomycetes, Hypocreales, Cordycipitaceae. The record is from RefSeq and is a predicted model, not a curated record. The transcript has 3 exons. The coding region runs from base 1 to 4776 and encodes 1591 amino acids.
AUGAACAUCGUGACUGCCGGUCCACGUAGCUUCUCGCCGCCGCUGAAACCCCGCUACGCUGAUACUUCCAGCGGCGCCAAGUGGCGUCCCCAUAAACACCACUUCGACUAUUACUCGAGCCAUCUCAAGGGCUGCCACAGCAUAGACUCGUCGGACAUGGAGUCGCUCGAAAAUUCGGCCCGCCACAUGCCGUCCUACAGCUGUAGCGACGACUCUUACCGCCGCCUCGACCUCUCCAAGCUCUUUGACGAUGUUCCAAUUAAUCACAAGUUCUUUCUCGACCCAGAAUACGAGGCCGAAAUGCUCAAGCAUAAACGCGAUGUCCUGCAAUCCGUCGUCGAUUCGCACGACCUUGCGCGCGGUGUCCCUGUCCUCUCUUUUCUAGACGAGUGCCGCAUGUUGCAAUACAUGUGCGAGUGCCUCGAAGCUGCCUGCAUGCUCAAAGGUAUCGAUGCCAAUCAGCAGCUCAGAGCUUCUUCUGCCAGCGCUCCUGCCAGCUUCAGACCCUGGCUUUCCCGUAAUCUCACAAAACAGGACCCGGUCUUUGCAAGCAUUAUUGCUGGAGGUACAAGCCUAGACGAUCUCCCGCGUACCCUCAAGUGUCCCGUCCGCAGCUGUCGUCAUUAUGUAUAUGGUUUUGCCACCAAGGAAGGGCUGCAGUCCCACAUGCGCACUCACUUGGUCGCUGGCAUCGAGCUUUUCGAGAGUCAAGACGAGAUCAAGAGCCGCCGCAUCGGACGGUACCCCGGCAAAGCCGAGAUGAACCCUGUUCAGCUACCUCGCACGCCGCCCGAGCAACGUGAGCACGUUGAGAGAGACUACGCUCGUACUGAUGACAUGGACAGCGUUGCCAUCCAGCCUCACGCCUUUAUGCGACCCAAGUCACCAACUCUGACCGGCACAACUCUGACCGGCACAACUCUCUCGCCUAAUCCCGAUGGCACAGCUUAUGGCGAAGACAGCCACCAUCUCCGCUACUUGCCCCCAUCGGAAUCUCAUCUCUCUCCCCAAAUGCGUCCAUUCGAAUCAGAAGCCCGACGCGAACCUGUGCAUCCGGACACGCAUCGCGAAUCUCAGCAGCACGACACUUUACCACCCAUUCGACAGCUCGAUUUACCUUCGGACCAAAAUUCUCAGCACCAAAUCUACAUCGCGGCCCCACAAUCCCAAGCACUGGCGCAGUCCAGACACGGUCUCCGUGUCGAUACCGUUACAGGCUCAUCUCUUCGCUCUUCAGCUCCACCAUCUCCUCAUCGCAUUCGGGCCCCGGAAUAUGGCCGCUCUGAUCGCGGACAUCUUGUGCACGAUAACCCGGACGUUCAAACUUUGUAUAGCGGCCAAGACGCGCUGCCCCCGUUUUCCGCCCUGGAUCCUGCUGGUAGCUCGAUUCCUGCUCGCCUCGAGUCAAUUCGGAAAGAAGACAGAUCUCGGGAAGUCAAGAGUGAUGCUAUACAGUUGAAGUCGGAACUGAAGCAACACCUCGAGGAGGCCUGCCUUAAAGCCUGCCUUCGCUGUGCCGGCCAGGAAGCGGGUUCGUGCAAGUGCAUCGUACCCCUGCGAGACGACGACUCGCACUGGUACCGCGUCGACACCUACCGAGGCACCAUUGCUUCUGUCGCUAAGAGUCUGGUGCCCGGAUCUCCUAUUGGGGAGCGACCUGCUGGACAUGGCACUCUUCUUUCUGGCCCAAUUCAACAGGCUGCUGUACGCAAACUUCGCCGUGAUGUUGAUGAUUAUCUCCGAUCCAUUCUGCGGUUCCCUGACAACAUCAGUGUCAGUAUUCGUGACACGACUGAUUUCAACGACUCCUUCUGGCGUAUGGGCGACUUGAGCCAUGAGAAGAAUAUUAUCGAGCAAAUUGUUGCCACCAAAGCCUGGAACAUCUCCACCCCACCUCCUGCUAUACUUUGCACUCUCCUUUACGCCACCCUCAGGACCCAACAACCUUAUAAUAUCAUCCAUAUUAUUGGCACUAGCGGCAAAUUCUCUACCAGUCGACGAGAUGAGGAACUAAGCAACCCCGCUCUCUAUCACGCCAAGCACCUCCUUCGUGAAGUCACGUUGUACGGCCUUUCCGGAACCACUCCUUUCAUCAGUGCACCUUGUGCAGAGCGACGCGGACCGCCAUUCCCAGAUGAUGCCGUACGAGACGACCAAGCCGAAGUCGUCGAGACUUGUAUGGCCUCCUUUCUUCGCGCAUUCGAGGCCAGCUGCAGAGAUGGUCGGGAGAAGUCUCCUAAGCAGUGGCUUGCCCUGUUCUGCUCCCUUGUCAUCUUGCACGUGUCCGGCCUGAUUCUCGGCGGAGCCAGGGAAGCUUCCCUCGAGAGCCCAGUCAAUGCGGACGACCAUGCAUUCGCUCUUGGAUUCUGGGACACCCUCCGAAGCACGUUUGAUGUCCUGGUCGAUCUCUUCUUCGAACUUGGUCCCAUGCUGUUUGAUAGAGUGUCCCAAGAUUGGGAUGAAGACGACAUUGCGUCAUAUGACAUGAUGGCUAAAGCGCUCCUGUACGGCGAUUGGAAGAACAGGCGUAUCGCCAACUCAGCAGAAUUUUUACUGGCUCUCUCCACCUUCACCGUUGAGAAGUCUGUCGAUACUACGAAGCAGGCCAUCGAGACACUGAGCACAAGUCGAGAAGGAUGGAGGAGAGACUCUCACAGAACUGAUUCUUCACGAAGACCAUCCUAUUAUGAUGAGUCUGUGCUGAGAGCACAUACUGAUCGCAGCGAGACGCGCCCUGGGCCGAUGAAUAACACGGCGUUUCCUCGCUUACAGGCAGACUCCUACAGAACUAGUGGCAGCAACGAAGCUACGGUUGACUACACCAAGUCGCGUGCCUUUUCGAGGGACCAUAGCUUAGUAUCAGCUCUCAAUGGGUAUGCCCAUUCCGAGGCUGGCUCAUACAGAGUGCACGAAUACCUUCACUCUGGAAGCUCAUUGCGUGAUCAUACAUGGCAGUCUACCCCGCACUUGGCCCUCUCUCGCCGUUCAUCACCGGGACCGACGGAGCCCGACUCACUAUCACUUACUGGCGUCGUCUCUCCUGACGGACGAUCGCCAAUGUCGAUGGCUAAUCUGAUGAGCAAGGCUGGCCCGCCUCAUGCGCUCGACAGACCUCUUAGCCCCAGAAGUCAGAUGAACAGGAGAGACAUGGGAUACGGAUAUUCGAGUCAUUACGAUGGCCGCACUAUUUCUUACGGCGGCCUUGCGUCUUCGGGCGACCGAGGCGACCGACUGGAGCGUCGCCCGUCUCUCACCGGCUCAUCUCGCUCAGUCACCUCGUCCCGCCGUAACAGCAGCGCUCCUGUCGCUAUUCCAUCGGGGCCGCCCAACAUCAAGCCUACCUACCAGCGACCACCACUGCGCCGAGUCUAUUGCACUCAUUGCAAUGACUAUCCCGAGGGCUUCCGUGGCGAACACGAGCUGCGACGUCACACACACGCACGUCACGCGGCCCUGGUUCGCCGCUGGGUUUGCCGAGAGCCGACCAGGAGACACCCCAACCAGCCAUGGACGUCUGUUCCUCUCAGCACGUGCAAGUCAUGCAUGACCCAAAAGAGCUAUGGGGCUUACUACAAUGCUGCUGCGCAUCUUCGUCGUGCACACUUCCCGCCCACGCGCAAUGGCAAGUCUGCCAGUGACUGGCCGUCCAUGUCUGUUCUCAAGGAAUGGAUGCAGGAGGUCUGUGUCGCACCCGACUCGACAAGUGAGGUUAAAGGCAAGGGGAAAGGUAGGGCCACUUCUGACGGCCAAGUCGUUGACCUGGACAGCGAUGACGAGAUGGAAGACGCUAACGGCCAGGAGAAUGGGGUAGAGCCUAGCAAUCAUGCUGGAGCAGAAGAUGUCGCCGCUGCAAGCAGCGUGAACAGAUCGGGCGAGUCCCCAGAUGAGCCAGCAGGCGGGCAAAAGUGCCCAUAUCCAGAGUGCGGUCGUGUGCUGCGUGAUCUUGCCGCGCACAUGCUAACGCAUCAGGCUGAGCGCCCGGAAAAGUGUCCUGUUCCUUCGUGCGUCUACCAUACCAAGGGAUUUGCGCGCAAGUACGAUAAGAACCGGCACGCGCUGACGCACUACCGUGGCACUCUCAUUUGCCCGCUGUGCCCAACCAAGGGCGAAAACAAUGCCGAAAGCGUAUUUAGCCGUGCGGACGUCUUUAAGAGACACCUUGCCUCAGUGCACAGCGUCGAGACCAGCACCGGUCCCCUGAUUAGUGGCGAAGAGUCUACUUCUGUCUCUGUGGCAGCGACCGAGAGCGCCCUGUCCGCGUCGAUGAUGUCGCGGCCCGUGGCGGACCCCAAGACACUGCAGAACGAGGGUCGCUGCUCUAUCUGCGACGCGUACUUUCCUUACGCGCAGGAGUUCUACGAGCACCUAGACGAGUGCGUGCUAGCGGCGCUCGUGGCACCCGAGACGCUGGUCAAUGUGCAGCCGAUUGUUGGCGGCGGCCGCGGCAGUAGCUAUGCCGCCAUGCCGCCCCCGCCCCCCCCGCGCGCGGGCUCACCGACCUACUCGGUCGGCUCGGGCCGCUCGCAGACGACCCAGGGCAGCCGUCUGCAUCACGGCGCCCCAGAGUCCGUGACGUCGAUGUCAUACAGCUACCGCCAAUAUGCGGACCACGGCUCGCGGCCAGGUAGCACGGCGUCGGCGCGGAGCUUUGACUCUGCACGCCGGUCGGGUCUAAUUCACGUGCAUGCCCACACGCAGCUGCAUGCGCCGAGGCCGAUGGGCGUGCCUCUGCCUCCACCCUCGACAUGUGGCUCUUUUGACUCCGACCUGAAUUGA